GUAUCUUGAUUACAAAAAAAAUAUAAAGUACUGAUACUAUAUUUUAUAAAAAUGCAUUUUUCUAUACCAGAUACGCAAGACUUUAUUGAUGCAGCUGGUAAUACAUACGUGGGUUACAACAUUCAUAUAAAUGGAUUAUUUCAUUGUACUGUGAGAUAUAAACAACUAUAUAGCCUUCAUGAGCAGUUAGCAAGAGAUUUGGACAUAUCACUUCCAUCAUUUCCACCUAAAAAGUUCUUUCCUUUAACAACAAGUCAGCAAGAAGAACGUCGUCUUUCUUUGGAAAAAUAUAUCCAAGCUAUUGGACAAAAUCCAGUUGUUAAUAAUUCAGGAAUGUUAAAUGGAUUUUUAUUAAAUGCACAGCAAGAAACUGUUGGAGGGCCAUCUAAUCAUGAACUUAUGGAUGUUUUUCUUAUGAAUGGUUGCAAAAUAACAAUAAAUGUUUCUACAGGGGAUCAUUCUGGUAGUGUUCUGAAGAAAGUAUACAAGCAUCUUAGGUUGUUUGAUAAAUAUUAUUCUUACUUUGCAUUAUUUAUUGUUGUUCAAGAUGAAGCAAAUAGUGUUCACUUACUGCGGAAAUUGCAAAACUUUGAGUCCCCUUUUGUAACAAUUAAACAUCUACAUAUUAUAGGAAGUAGAGUAGUACUUGGAAAAAAUUACUGGGACAUAGGAUAUGAUUUCAAAUUGAUGAACAAUGAGGUGGCAAUGAAUUUAUUAUAUAUUCAAGCAGUUGCUGAAAUUCAAUGGGGAUGGAUUUCUAUUACGGAUGAAUUGAAGAAUCAAUUGACUGUUUUACAAAAACAUGGAAAGAAAAAAGAGUAUCUGGAUAUAGCACGUACAUCAAAGUAUUAUGGAUAUAUUCAGUUUACUCCAUGCCUUUGUGAUUAUCCUCAUCCAGAUUCAAAGGUGUUAGUCGCUAUAGGUAGAAAUGAAUUGAAUUUGCGUAUAUUAUCCGAUGGCGAACAAUGUGAAGAAGUAUUUAAAGUUUCACGAAUGCGUUGUUGGCGUAUAACUACAUUACAGAAUGGGCCGGAAAGAGGAUGUGAAGAAAGUGACGAAUUUAGUUUAGAGUUGUCUUUCGAAUAUUUAAUAGCUAAAAAUCAAUUACAAUGGGUUACAAUUACUUCGGAACAAGCUAUUUUAAUGUCUGUAUGCUUGCAAGCUAUGAUUGAUGAAUUAUUAUCAAAGACUGUUGACAAUAAUAAGAGUCAGGAAGUAUCUCAAAAAUCUUGGACUUAUGUUAUGAGAGAUGGGCAAAGUAUUACAAUAGGAUCAAGCUCUAAUGAAGAAACUGAAGAAACUAAAAAGAAUCGUUGUAUUAAACAACCUCCUAAAUCAGAACCAAUUAUGAAGAAACUUGCGGAUAGAUUAUCGGUAGUAAAAAUUAAAAAAUCCAGUGAUGUGAAAAGUAACACAAGGGACAAGGUUGAAGGAAAACCAACAUUGGAAUACGAUAUUAUGGAAAAUAAUGCAUUUCGUAUGAUCGGCGAUGAUGACUUAUGAACACAUAAAUUGGAAUUAUGAAUUGAAAAAUAUUUCGAAAAUACCUCAAACUUUUAAUAUCAUAUUAACCCAUAUUUUUGCUACUUUUAUUCUUAAUGCUUAAAUAAUGUAAAAUAUAAA
Molecule: messenger RNA, 1623 nt
Organism: Eufriesea mexicana
Lineage: Eukaryota; Metazoa; Arthropoda; Insecta; Hymenoptera; Apidae
Gene: Snx17
Product: sorting nexin 17
Exons: 8
Coding region: 52-1503 (483 amino acids)
Biological process (GO): endocytic recycling; intracellular protein transport
Cellular component (GO): early endosome
Molecular function (GO): phosphatidylinositol binding
Source: RefSeq, a predicted model, not a curated record